Drosophila bipectinata is the source of this 1682-nucleotide messenger RNA. RefSeq names its product modifier of rpr and grim, ubiquitously expressed (gene morgue). The record is from RefSeq and is a predicted model, not a curated record. NCBI's taxonomy places the organism in Eukaryota, Metazoa, Arthropoda, Insecta, Diptera, Drosophilidae. Gene Ontology annotation, molecular function: protein binding. Gene Ontology annotation, biological process: protein polyubiquitination. Gene Ontology annotation, cellular component: nucleus.
UGACAGGCUGUCACACUGGCUAGCACAAAGUUUGUGUUUUUUUUUGGCAACAGAUUUAGGAGUUCUGGAAAAAUGACUAGCUGCGUGCCAGCGCAGCAGCAAAAGGACCAGGAGCAGUUGCUAAGGGCACUGGACGACAGCAGCGACGAUAUGGACGACGCGGAUGAGUCCGACAAGGAGAAACUUAAGCUGACAGAGCCCACGUUCUCAUUUUCGAGUAGUCACACUUGUUGGGUGUGCAAUGGCUACUAUGGGCCAAACUUCGGCGAGCCCUUAUGUGGAGCUUGCCACGCCUUCCUUUACAACGCACAGCGCGCAGAGGAACUGCUGACAGAGCUAUCCGACGACGAGGACUCUGGAAAUGAUGAGCCGCCUUUCAAGGACAAGCAGGAGGACGAGGAGACUGAGAAUGAUGUAGACAUCAUGGGCUUCGAGGAUUUGGAAGAGCCACCUGCACCGCAUCACAAUUUGAAUCCCCAACCGCCGCUGGAACUGCAGGAACAGCAGCCGGCUCAGCCUGUGGAGCCGCCGCAGCAGGCUCCAGAAGCUGCGCCGGCCCGCAGGGAGACUCCGGAACGCGAUGCCGAACAUGAGCGAGCUGUAAAUCCUUUCCUGUUGCCUGUGAAGCGUCCCCGGGCCACGGCUCCACUGGCCCUUCCACACUUUAUGCACGAGCUGGCAGAUGGUCGAGCACGGGCUCAUGAAUACAACGCUGCGGCAGGCGGCAGCCGAUCACUUGUAACCAAGUUUCCCGUCGAGGUGAUGCUCAAGAUAUUUGCCUAUUUGGACGACAUGUCGCUGUGGAUGGCUAGUGAGGUGUGCAAACAGUGGCACGAUAUUGUGGCAAAAAGUACUGCCCAAAGCAUGUGGAAGACCUAUAUUAAGCAACGAUGGCCGCUCUUUGAGAGCUUGGCCAAUAAUCCGGACUGGUACCGGCUGUACGGGGCUCUCAUGUCCUCCUGCUUUUGUCGCACAUGCUUGAUUGAAAUGGGUGGCCGUGGACGGCCGACGGAGGAGCAAGGCCAACAACUUGGCGAUGCAAUGCGCAACAACUUCUUGCGCGGAGAGGCCAAUCUCCUGAAUAGCUAUGAGUCGGAAGGCAUAUCGGCGAUACCACUGGACCGGCAGAAUAAUUACUGGCAAGCCACGAUCCUGGGACCGCCGGGAAGCCCCUACGAAGGUGGAAAGUUCUUUCUGUUUAUCUACUUCCCCGAGCGCUACCCGAUGGCUCCACCCACAGUUCGCUUCCUGACCAAGAUUCUACAUCCCAACGUCUCCCGGCAUGGGGAUGUGGGUAUCGACAUCUUCCAGCAGCACAACUGGUCCUUGGCAUUGAAUGUCGCCAAGGUUCUGCUCUCGGUUCAGAGCCUUCUAACGGAUCCGUACACAGAGGUUUGCAUGGAGCCGGAGCUUGGGUACAUCUAUGAACACGAACGCGAGCGUUUCGAGCAGCUGGUACGCUCCUGGACUUGGAAGUAUGCCAUGUCUGAGCUAAUAGCUCCGCACUAAGAGGGCGAACACUGGACUGAAAGUUGAAAACUAACCCCGUUUACGAUGUAACAUUUGUCUGUGUAUUUAGCUUAGUUGUGCCAUUCGGAUUGUUUAUUUUGGCAUCCCCCUCACAUCAUCACCCCACAUAGUCGAAAUUACUUAACCUAAUAAUAAAGGUAAUCUUUAAGUUA